CCUUGCCCUCCCUCUUCCAGAAACGUGAUGCCUAAGACCGUGGAGGGGCAGAUCACCAUGGAGAAGACACCGAGUUACUUUGUGACAAAUGAGGCACCCAAGCGCAUCCACUCCAUGGCCAAGGACAUCAAGCUGAUCGUGGUGGUGAGGAACCCCGUGACCAGGGCCAUCUCCGACUACACCCAGACGCUGUCCAAGAAGCCUGAGAUCCCCACCUUCGAGGUGCUGGCCUUCAAAAACCGGACCCUGGGGCUCAUCGACGCCUCCUGGAGCGCCAUCCGCAUCGGCAUCUACGCGCUGCACCUGGAGAGCUGGCUGCAGUACUUCCCCCUGUCCCAGAUCCUCUUCGUCAGCGGCGAGCGGCUCAUCGUGGACCCUGCUGGGGAAAUGGCCAAAGUCCAGGAUUUUCUGGGCCUCACGCGCGUUGUGACUGAGAAGCAUUUCUACUUCAACAAAACCAAGGGGUUCCCCUGCCUCAAGAAGCCGGAAGACAGCAGCGCCCCGAGGUGCUUGGGCAAGAGCAAAGGUCGGACUCACCCCCGCAUCGACCCCGACGUCAUCCACAGGCUGCGCAAGUUCUACAAGCCCUUCAACAUGAUGUUUUACCAGAUGACUGGUCAAGAUUUCCAGUGGGAGCAGGAAGAGGGUGACAAAUAA
Molecule: messenger RNA, 657 nt
Organism: Miniopterus natalensis
Lineage: Eukaryota; Metazoa; Chordata; Mammalia; Chiroptera; Miniopteridae
Source: RefSeq, a predicted model, not a curated record